Camelina sativa (false flax) is the source of this 1388-nucleotide messenger RNA. RefSeq names its product ribosome biogenesis protein NOP53. Gene Ontology annotation, cellular component: nucleolus. Gene Ontology annotation, molecular function: 5S rRNA binding. Gene Ontology annotation, biological process: rRNA processing; ribosomal large subunit assembly. Lineage: Eukaryota; Viridiplantae; Streptophyta; Magnoliopsida; Brassicales; Brassicaceae. The record is from RefSeq and is a predicted model, not a curated record.
GUCCUCCUCUUCUGCAACCAUCUCCUUUCCCUUUUCCUCUUUCGUUUUACCUUCGCGCCGCCGGUAGAGAGAGACACACACACAGAGAAAGGAAAAAAAAUGGGGAAGAAGGCGAAAACUUCAAGGAAAGGGAAAAAAGCAUGGAGGGCUAACAUAAGCACUGAGGAUAUUGAAGAUUUCUUUGAGAAGUCUACCAAAGAUGCUCUCUCCGGCGGCAAUCUCUCCGCUGCUCCCAGCGAGGACCUCUUCCACGUCGAUAAAUCCCAUGACCUUCCGGUGAAGAGAAAGAUUGAGAAACGUAGAGAGAGAGUGCUCCGUUAUGACAGUAUUAUGAAGAAGAACCCAUUUGUCCAGUUAGUGCCAUCUUCUAAGCCAAAGUUGAAGAAAAGUAAAAAGGCAACAAUCGUUACAGAAGAUAAAACACCUAAACAAGUUCAAAAGAAUGUUGGUGAUGAUUCUGUAAUGGUAGACUUGUGGGGUGAUGAUAAUAAAGGAGAACAUGAGACCAAUCCUAGAAAGAUUUUCAAAAAACCUUCAAUUAUUCCAGCAGUAGAAAUUGAACAUCCAGGAUGCUCAUACAACCCUACAACUGAAAGUCACCAGGAUAUGUUGGCUGAAGCUGUUGCUCAAGAAAUGCAGAAAGUUUACAAAACUGAGUUAGGGCCUGCACCUGUACCUUUGACUAUUGAUGGAGAUGACGUCAGUGAAGAUGAGAGGUACUUUCUUGGAGUGGAUAAAAGUCUUGGUGAUGGUGAAGAUGAAGAUGAUGAAGAAGACGUUGAGAAUGAAGUGUCUGAGGCUGGCAACAAUUUCGCAAGAAAAACAAAGAGGGUUACCCGCGUGGAAUUAAAUAAGCGAUGUAGGCAUAAGGCUCUGCGAAAAAAAGAGACAAAGGAAAAGGCUAAAAAGCAGAUCUCAAAGGAAAUUGACAGUUUACCAAAUAUCUUAAAAGAAAUAGCCCGAGAAGAUGAGGAUAAACAGAAUAAACAUUUACGACGGGUCGUCGCUAAGCAGGAAGUGCUAAAGAUACGUCCUCCACGUUUGGGAAAGUACAAAUUUGAGGCUCCACCAGUUCAAGUCCUCUUGACAGAAGAGAUGACUGGGUCACUUCGUAAGCUGAAGGCAUGUUGCACUCUUGCAAGAGAUCGAUUCAAGAGCCUCGAGAAGCGAGGAAUACUUGUUCCCUCAAAGAACAUUAGAAGGUCUUAGGAUCACUAUCUGCGGCUUGUUUGAGAAAAGAUUUUGGUAGAAAUCAACAACAAAAUACUGUCUCAAUCGACUCAUAUAUCUUGUGUUUUAACAUUAAGUUGUUUGAAAUGUUGUCAAAUUUUGAGUUUAUGAAUGAAAAACAAUAGAUUUUGCUACAAAUUUAAUCGCUCAUGAAGCAA